Molecule: messenger RNA, 1233 nt
Organism: Brugia malayi
Lineage: Eukaryota; Metazoa; Nematoda; Chromadorea; Rhabditida; Onchocercidae
Gene: Bma-che-13
Exons: 10
Coding region: 1-1233 (410 amino acids)
Biological process (GO): non-motile cilium assembly; intraciliary transport
Cellular component (GO): intraciliary transport particle B; centrosome; cilium
Source: RefSeq, a predicted model, not a curated record
AUGGAACGAAAAGAAGAUGGAGAGGAAAAGAAAAAUGAAGAAGUAAGUGAUCGAAGUCCUGCUCAAAAAUAUGAUCUGUAUGUCCUCUCCGAUGAACUAAGUGAUAAACUUAAAUUGUUAAACUAUGAAGAAGAUUAUGCAAAAUUAGCUCCAAGCUACAGGACUGUUUCUAGAGAGUAUUUUGUGGCAAGUACAAAUAUUGGUGAGCAAUUUUUUAUUUUCACUACACUAUCCGCGUGGCUCAUCCAGAAAUCUAUCGAUCCGACAUUCAUAAUCCCGCAAGAGUUUGAUGACCCCAAUGGGACAAUCUCAAGUAUUCUCAGUGCAUUGCGAAGUAAGAAUGUUUCUGUUGCUUUUGCACCAAAUAAACUAAAAACUGGCGCUGGUGAGCAAUGCUUGUACGUGUUGGACAAACUCGCUGAUUUUGCACUUAUUGCCGGGCAAUUCUGUUGGACCAAGGCGAACCCAGUGCCACAAGAUGAUGAAGGAAUGGAUGAAGCAGUUGAUCGGAUUGAAAUUACAGCUGAAGAGUUCGAUGAGGCCGAACAGAUGGAUGUUGCUGAUGAUGAUGAUAACGAAAUUGUGAUGGAUCUGAAAGCCAUACCAUCUUCAAGAAUUACUGGUGGAGAAAGUCAACAGCCUUUAGAUGGUAUCCUCCAUAGCGAUACAAAUGUGAAUUUUUGGAAACUUGAAGUUGAACGAAUAGCACCACGUCUUAAAGUUACCUUCGAGCAAGAUUCAAAAGACUGGAGAAUGCAUUUGGGACGAAUACGGUUCUUACAGAAAACAGUAACGGAAUUGUUGAAUACGACAGAGCCUCACUUGAAGAGUAUUUCUAAUGAGCUCGAUAAAACAAUGGAACGAAUUAUUAGUAGGGAGAAACAUUUCAACAGUCAACUGGAACCUGUGUUGACCAAAUUUUAUCAUGCUAAAGAGAGAAUGACUGAAGUAGAAGAAAAAUACAAGGAAAUCAGUAGUGGUAUUUUGGAGCGUACUCAAAAAUUGCAACGUGUCAAUGAUGAACUGGAACAAAUCAAGCAACAAAUUGACGAGAAAAGUCUCCGAAAUAGUGAUGCAGCCCCGAUGCUGAAGUUAAAGCAUGCUCUGCAAAAGAUGGAAUCAGAAAUCCUCACAAUGAAUGUUCAGAUCAGUGUCAUGGAACAGUCUCUCUUACAAAGCCAACUUAAAAAUCGAGCCGCAUAUAACGCUCAUUUACAGGAUUUGUAUAUUUAA